UCAGAUGCAAAAGAUCAUCUUAAACAUAAACCGCCCAGACAUUGUUUUAGACGCAAAGUGUGAUCUGGUACCCACGCUUACGGGACACGGGAGUGGCUUUAUCUGAGCGUGAGAUAACAAAACAUUUAAGAAGCUGCGGAACAUAGCGCAAGGAAAACUUUUGCGCCAUGGCGUUCGCUGCGUACUGGAUGACUCUCAAAGGUGACACACUAAAACAUGUCCCUGAAACAUCAAGAUUUGAGUCUCAGCAAGCCACACCCACGUCAACAUCACAGGUCUCGGCAGCGAAACCUGCACAAUAUGAGAAAGGACCCACACAAUCCUCCACGCCAGCUGCAGCUGUCAAACCCGGCACCACCCCUCCUUCAGGAGCUGCUGGAGGGGCUGCUGGUACCCACACAUAUCAAAAAGGAUCUCCUCAAGUCACACAACAGGUCUCUAAACCUGCACCUCCCGCCUAUGCCAAAGUCCCAUCUGUGAGCUCUGGCACUGGACACGCGGGCACGACCGUUGGAGCGGGUGCAAAGCCCACGGACCCUGCAAAAGACAAGGCACAGAGUACAACUAUUUAUUCAUCCAAACCGGGACCUGUUAAAGUGGAUGCAUCUGUCGGGAAACCCGUAGCCUCGGCCGGUUUACCUGGAAGUGGCCUAAAGGAGAAGAGUGGCCAAAAGGUGCAAGUGGAAGUAGGUCCAUCAGCACCGAAAGUCAGUGCAGAGAUCGAUCCCUUUGAUGCUUUGAGUGACACUUUACCAUCAACACAACCUGAGGCUCCUAAACCCCCAAAGUACACUGGACCAGAAGUCAAAGAGACCAAUAUCAAACCAGAGAAGGGUGUUUUGUGUGGUGAGAGAGAAAGUACACUGCCACCUGGAUACAGACGGGAAGACUGGGAAAAGAAGACACCGGUCGGGGUUCCAGAGAAACCUAAAGAAGUUCCCAAGCCUAUAAGCACAGACGAGGCACUGGAAGCUCUCUCCACUGGAUUUGUGUCCUCCGCUCCAAGCGCUCCGAAGAAAACAGAGCUGGUAACAGAAACUGUAGGUCCAAUUGAUGCCAAAUCUGCAGGCUUCUCAAACUUUGCCCCGCCUCCACCUGCUCAGCAGAAACAACAGAUAACAACCUUACCUUCUAAUAUGAACAAAUCACCUGCUCCACCAGCUGACAAGAAAGCCAAAAUAGAGAGGCCUGGUGAAAACUUGACAGCAGGCAAGAGUUCAACUACUGCACAGCAUGCUAAACCAAAGACAGAUGUGCCAGAUAGCUCCAUCCCGACAGAUGCUCUCAGUGAACUGGGCGACAUGCUGGGUGAACCAGAACCUCCCAAAAAACAACCCGACCUUAACCCAAAAGACAUAAUAGAUGAAAAUAAAAUAAAAUCAGAGAAGGGCGUACGUGUUGGGGAGAGAGAGGACAGCCUUCCACCAGCUUACAGAUUCUCAGAGGAAGACCUUAAAAAACAUCCUCCUCCUCCAAUAGAGCCUUCAAUUGGCACAGAUGAUGCACUGGACAUUCUUUCUGGAGAUUUCACCACUCCUGCAGCAGCACCUGUUGUUAAGGCCGGUGUUCCUCCUAAGCCACCUGCACAGGAAAAGAAAACAGCUGAGGCUCCAUGGAAAGCUAAAGAUUACCCUAAGCCUUCAAUUGGCACAGAUUUUACGACCCAUGCAGCUGCACCUGUUGUUAAGGCCUCUGUUCCUCCAAAGGCACCUGCACAGGAAAAGACAACAGCUGGGGCUCCAGGAAAAGCUAAAGAUGUCCCUAAGGUGGAUGAAUUAUCAGCUAUAGACGCUCUGGCUGGUGAUUUUGUAGCUCCACCACAGGCUGCUCAUAAGGUUUCUUCAGCUAUUCCUCCAGGCCCCAAGCAAAGCAAUCUGACAGAUGAGGAUCCCUUUAGCGCUUUGGGUGACACGCUGAGUGCACCAGAACCACCAAAAAAACAACCUGAACUCAAACCUGGAGAUUUUGUGAAGGAAAAGGAAUUGACAUCAGAGAAAGGCGUGCGUGUUGGGGAGAGAGAGGACACGCUUCCGCCCGGUUACAGGUUCUCAGAAGAAGAACUCAAAAAAUAUCCUGCUCCUCCAAGAGAGCCUUCCUUAGGCACUGAUGACGCUUUGGAUCUUCUGUCUGGUGACUUUGAGAGCACCCCUGCACCAACUGUUGCCGCACCCCCAGUCGCCAGGCCCCCUGUUUGUACUGCUGUCAAGCCGCCUCCUAAACCUUUAGAUGAUUUCGAUUUAGAGGUUCUUGCAGAUGAUUUUGUGGCUCCUACUUCUGCAUCUAAAGUUCAGUCCGCUGUUACCGUCCCACCACAUGCCGAAAGACAGAUGUCAGACGGUUCAUCAGCUUUAGAUGCUCUAUCAGACACACUGGCAGAAAUAAAACCCAAGCCUGAGCCCACCCCUAUCUCACCAAAAGCCAUUGUUCAGGAAAUAGACAUUGUGGAGGAGAGAGUGAGUAAGCCUGGGGAGAGAGAUGACAGCCUGCCACCAGACCAUCGCUUUUCAGAAGCCGACAAGAAGGCGUUUGAAGAAGCAAAGAAAAAAUGUCCUGAACCAAAGCAGGCAUCAAUCGAUGACGCAGCGGCCCUUGACCUGCUCGACAGCGAAUUCUCAUCAGCACCCACCGUGAAAGCAUCUGCACCAGAGGCUCAAACCUUCACUCCAGAAUGCACAAUUCCAACCUUCGCGGAACAAGGUAGAGCUUUAGACGAACUGGCAGAAAAACUGUUUCAAAAUCCGGAGAAACCCAAAGAGAGCAAAGCAAAGGGAAAGGGGGGGAAGUCAAAGUCUAAACAGAAGAAACAGUCUGGAGGUGAUUCCUCAGCCGUAGAGAAUCUGUCCAGUAAGCAGAGCUCCAAAGACGUAGUGCCUUCAGCGAAAGAUGGAAAGAGAUAGAUCAGUUUACAAUGAUUCGCAUACUCAUCAUACCUACCAGGAAAGGUUAUGAAAGGGAGCUGCUUGGACAAGAAAUAUAUUUUUACGGUGGAUGUGGAAUAAAACAGAAUAUAUAUAUAACUGCACAGAGACACUUACUCAUGUAUUUUAAGAGUUUCCUGAAGAAAAAGCCAAAAUAAAUAAAUAUAAUGAUCUUUAAUUGCCUUGUGACUGAUAAAAGAUUUCUACACAGAAAGGAUGGUACAGGUGGGUUUUGUCAAACAGUGUAUGUAUUGUUCAUUCAUUCACCACAGCAGUUUGCUUUUUAUAUAAAAUACCCCAUAAUAUAAAUAUCCACUAUGCAUUUUCUCCCACUUCUUUUUGUCACGGGGUAUUGCUGCAGUUUUCCUGUUCAUAGAGGUGAACGUUGUCUAUUGCUCUUUGAAAAUCUAUAGAGACUUUGUACAGAGAAGUCAUUGUAGGUUAUGAAUUCAUUCACAGUUUACAGUGCAGGAGUGACAGUUUUGAUAUCUGUUGAAUGCUGUUGUAUAUCUGUUUUAUGACACUAAUUCAAAAAAAAAAGCUUUGUGUGAGAGUUGUUUUUCUGUUGGUUGUUUCAGAACGGUUUUCUGAAAUGCACUUAUAUGGUUCAUUUUGACAAAAAUAAAAUUUGCACAAACACUAAUUGACUAAAUGAUCACAAAACGCCUUGGUAAAAAGAUUGACUACUUGUGCAAUGUUUUGUUCAUUUGAUUUAAAUAGAUAAUUAAAAAUAAUUCUGUCUAAAGCACAAAGGUUUAACAAAUGUAUUUUCGAAACCACUAGUAAGUUAACAGGUGUUGCAUUAGAUGUGGUGGGCUAAGUCUGAAUCUUUCGCUUUCGUUUUAACUCGAUGUGUUGGUUAAAGGGCCACCACAACAUUACACUUUUGUUGAACAGCAGGAAGGACACGUUUAUUGUUUGUCGCUUUAAACGUACAAAAAACUGACUGUAAAAACGGAAAUACGACUCAUAAUUUAAGGUUACUUAUUUCCUUCUUGCAUAGAUUAAGGUAAUUCAGAGGUCUUCCAAAACAAAUGUGUACUAUGGUAUUUUUAAGAAGGGAUUUUUACGUCAAAAGAAAUCAUAUUUUGGAAUGUUUGUUUUGAAAGAUUAUGUGCAAAUAAAAGCAUAGUAAUGUUUUGGGUCUCAAAUCAGUUUUUUGGGGGGAUGUGUUUGCAGAGAAUAAAAAAAUAAUAGUUUAUAAAAUACAUCUUCAAAUGUAAUUUCAGGCCAUGCUAACUGGUUAGAUCAUCACUUCACUAUUGGUUUACAGCUUGUGUUGUAGUGUAUGAGCAAGCCUCAUAUUAUACAGUAUGAUGUAUGUAUGUCCUAUGAAAAGACAGCAUUUAUAGAAGAGGUGUUGUGCUUUUACUGCUGUUACAAACAUGUAUUGAAAUAAAAAUAACAGUUAAAUGGU
This is a messenger RNA of Paramisgurnus dabryanus, 4335 nucleotides long. RefSeq names its product calpastatin (gene cast). Gene Ontology annotation, cellular component: cytoplasm. The record is from RefSeq and is a predicted model, not a curated record. NCBI's taxonomy places the organism in Eukaryota, Metazoa, Chordata, Actinopteri, Cypriniformes, Cobitidae. Gene Ontology annotation, molecular function: calcium-dependent cysteine-type endopeptidase inhibitor activity.